This is a messenger RNA of Monopterus albus (swamp eel), 598 nucleotides long. It is a transcript of the gene naa20, whose product is annotated as N-alpha-acetyltransferase 20, NatB catalytic subunit. The record is from RefSeq and is a predicted model, not a curated record. The transcript is spliced from 6 exons. The coding region runs from base 5 to 589 and encodes 194 amino acids. Lineage: Eukaryota; Metazoa; Chordata; Actinopteri; Synbranchiformes; Synbranchidae. Gene Ontology annotation, biological process: N-terminal peptidyl-methionine acetylation. Gene Ontology annotation, cellular component: NatB complex. Gene Ontology annotation, molecular function: protein-N-terminal amino-acid acetyltransferase activity.
GCCGAUGUCUGUUUUCCUCUGUGAGGUGAAAGCACACAGAGCAGCAGCCAAGAUGACAACCUUAAGACCGUUUACUUGCGAUGAUCUGUUCAAAUUUAACAAUAUCAACCUGGAUCCUCUGACAGAAACUUAUGGGAUCCCCUUUUACCUCCAGUACCUCGCUCACUGGCCAGAGUACUUCAUCGUAGCAGAGGCUCCUGGUGGUGAACUGAUGGGCUACAUCAUGGGGAAGGCAGAGGGAUCUGUAGCCCGUGAGGAGUGGCACGGUCAUGUCACCGCUCUGUCUGUCGCUCCUGAGUUCAGAAGACUCGGUCUCGCAGCCAAACUCAUGGAGAUGCUGGAGGAAAUCUCAGAGAGGAAAGGUGGGUUCUUUGUGGAUCUAUUUGUGCGAGUCUCCAACAACGUGGCAGUGAACAUGUACAAACGUUUGGGCUACAGCGUCUACAGGACAGUCAUAGAGUAUUACUCGGCCAGCAACGGUGAACCUGAUGAAGACGCUUACGACAUGAGAAAAGCUCUGUCCAGAGACACGGAGAAGAAGUCGAUCAUCCCGCUGCCACAUCCUGUCAGACCAGAAGACAUCGAAUAACAGUAGACU